Oenanthe melanoleuca is the source of this 1857-nucleotide messenger RNA. It is a transcript of the gene SKA3, whose product is annotated as spindle and kinetochore associated complex subunit 3. Gene Ontology annotation, biological process: mitotic cell cycle; chromosome segregation. Gene Ontology annotation, cellular component: spindle microtubule; outer kinetochore. NCBI's taxonomy places the organism in Eukaryota, Metazoa, Chordata, Aves, Passeriformes, Muscicapidae. The transcript is spliced from 9 exons. The coding region runs from base 101 to 1507 and encodes 468 amino acids. The record is from RefSeq and is a predicted model, not a curated record.
GGCCGCGCCAAUGGCGCUCGCGCUGGCGGCGGUUUGAAUCCCCUCAGCCGCGCGCGGCCCGGCCCGGCUUCACUCAGCGCCGCUUCCCCCGCCCGGAGCCAUGGACGUGGCCGCAGGCUUCUUCGGCAAGCUGCGGGAGCUGGGCCUCACGGUGGAGAAGGAGGUGAAGCAGCUGGAGCGGGCCAUGCGCCGGGAGGACGCGGACUAUGAAGAUGAAUCUCCACUAGCAGUCUUGCAUGACCUCCAUCACAACAUCGAGACUCACAAGGAAGAGGUUUGUGCCAGUCUUGAUAAAAGCUACUCUGAGGAAAAAGCAAUUAAUGAGUUUAUGAAGGCAAGUGAAAUCUUGAUGCAAAGAAAUGCAGCAGAUCUUGGAAAAAUAAGUGAGCUGUUCCAGAAAUAUGGCUACAAACCACUUGUCAAAGAAUCUACAGAAGAGGAGGAUGAAGUUAACAGUGAAUCAGCAAUGUCUGUCGAGAAUAAAUCUGAUGAAGAAAAAGCAAAUGAUAUACCUCACCUAUCUGCUUCUGCAGAGAAGCCACUGUUGUCCAAGGACCCACUGCGUAGCCCCCAGCUCUCUGAUUUUGGUCUUUCCCAACUGGCUUUCUCCAGGCCUUGGAGUGUGGUGAAAACCCAACACACACCAAGUGCACGUCAACAAAAGUCAAAGAGUGAGACUCCAUUAAAAUUGCCAACGCCCCGGGCGUUGCCCAAAACACCGAAAUGUAAGCUAAAGAUGGAUGACGAGUGUGAACUUGAACACUUUGGCAUUAGUGAAUAUACCAUGUGUAUGAAUGAAGAUUAUACCAUGUCACUUAUUCAGAAAACUCAGGCAAUCAAAAAUUUCUUUAAAAGAGGAGACCAAAACAGAGGGAAUUUGCCAGAGAUGGCAGUCAAGGAAGUCAUGGUUACUCCUGCAUCAAAAUCAAGUAAGAGAGCUGAGAAUGCAGCAGCUGACUGGAUGGCUUCUCCUAUGGUAUUUGUGUUCUGUACUCCUGAUGUGAAGUCCUCUUCCAAAACAAAUAAUACAAUGUCAUCAAGGUCACCAGAGACAAAGGAACUGCCUCUUCCCAGUAAUACAGCAACACCACAGUGUCCAGAUUUUCAAACAAGAUGGCUAAAAGCAGAAGCUAAGGAGCGGGUAACACCAGGGAGGAAGAUUGAGUCAGUGACAAAGAAUGAUGCAAAAGAUACACCAUACAAAGAAAAAAGAAUUCCUUUUGCUGCAAGCUCUGAUGAGUAUCUUAAACACUCUAGGGACCCUUCCCCUCCCAAACUGGAACAGUAUGACCAUUUACUCAAUACUCCUCCACCUCCAGAAAUAACAAGGAUACCAGAUGAUGUUCUGAAGAUGCUUUCCCAAUAUAAUCAUAAGGUAGAUGCCUCUUCUAAAGCCAAGGAAAUGGAAAACAAGGCAGGAAAUACUCUAAGAUAUGAAAGUGAUUCCUCUGAUUACUGCAACAAAGAGAACAGAGGAUAUCAUCGAGUUUUCAAGACAAACAUCUGAAAUCAAACUGAAGGCCAUGUUGAAGCUUUCACAUUCAUGGAUCUUAUCACCAAAUCAUAACAAGUUCAAAAAGCAAAAGGAAAUACUGGUGGGCAGAAAGACCGAUACUGAGAAAAGGCUUUUUUAAUGAAGAAAAGUUCUUUAUCCAUUAUGUGGAUAAACUUGUUUGAACUAACACCUUGUGCUUAAUUUUCUACUGACAUUAUUGGCAAAAUGUAUUGCGAGGUUUUAAAUAUACUGCAUUUCAAAGAGGAAUGGAGAUCCAUGUACAAGGUGAUAGUUGUUUGUUGUGUAGGAUUGCAUUUGCUGUAAAGAGUGCAGUUAAGUUGUAAUAAAAGGAAAGUCCAGUA